This is a messenger RNA of Seminavis robusta, 3024 nucleotides long. Lineage: Eukaryota; Bacillariophyta; Bacillariophyceae; Naviculales; Naviculaceae. The record is from the annotation of a GenBank genome assembly.
AUGGUGGACGGCAAUUCCAGUAUUUCCAUGACGGAAGAUGGCAGUGGCUUUGUGAAGCAAGAUUCGAUUCGGUUCAGUCAGUCCAACUUUUUGUACCAUCACAAGACGGAUGAACCCAUUGAUGCCUACUAUACGUUGGGUGAAUUGUUGGGUGAAGGUGGCUUUGGAGUGGUCUAUCGCGGCACCCACAAGAAAACGAAAGCCCAACGCGCCAUUAAGCGCAUGGAAAAAGAUCCUCGCGAUCAAGAACUCUCCGAAGAAAUCAUACGAGAAUUCGAGUUUUUAAAGGAACUCGAUCAUCCCAAUCUCAUCAAGGUUUACGACAUGUUUGAAGACAAGCCCAAUUUCCACAUUGUGACGGACUUGUACGGUGGAGGGGAUCUCAUUGAUUAUCUGGAAGAUGCCGUCCAUUUGGUGGAAAAUCAGGUACAAAUCUUUAUGAACAAGUUGCUGUCUUGUAUCGAGUAUUUGCACGAUAGUCGUUUGAUGGCCCAUCGCGAUUUGAAGCUCGAAAAUAUUCUCUUGGAUACCGAUCAAAACUUGGCGGACCUCAAAUUGAUUGAUUUUGGUCUGGCCCGGCAUUUCAAACCCGAUGAAACCUUUUAUGAACUCUGUGGAUCCACGGCCUAUGUGGCUCCACAAGUCAUUGAAGGAGAAUACACGGCAAAAUGUGAUAUCUGGAGUUGCGGCGUGAUUGCCUUUAGUCUUCUCUCCGGGUACACUCCCUUUGAAGGAUACGAUGACGGAGAAACCCUCCAAAUCAUUCUGGGAGGAACCUUUGAUUUCAACGAUCCCGUCUGGGAACCUGUUUCCAAGGAUGCCAAGGAUUUCAUUUGCAAUUUGCUGGCAUACGAAGAAAAGGAUCGACCUACGGCACAUCAAGCACUCUCUCAUCCAUGGUUGCAAACUCAUCGAGCCACUCAACUCGAUGAAAGUACCACCGACAUGGACACGUCUUUACGAGAAUCGCUCCGAGGAUUGCGACACUUUACAUCGAAAGGAUGCAAACUCAAGCAAGCCGCUUGUGCCAUUUUGGCUUCGCAGAUUCUACAAAAGGAAGAAAAGGAAGCACUGACGCACGAUUUCCAAUUCCUCAAUCGCAGUCUCGGAGGAAGUAUUACCCGACAGGAUUUGCGUCAAGCGCUCGCCGAUGUCGACAUGGAUGACAGCGAUGCCGCCGUUGAUGCCAUUAUGGAACAGGUCAAUUUUAGUGGCAGUGGAGCCAUUUCCUACUCGGAAUUCUUCAUUGCCAUGAUGUUUGAACGAGAAAUGGUCGACGAGAACAAAUUGCGUCUCGUCUUUAAUUUGUUGGACAAUGACGCCGAUGGUGAAAUUUCGGUCGCGGAUCUGCAAGCAACACUUCAUUUGGCAAAAGAAUCGUGUGCCAAAAUGCUGGCGCCGCUCAACUGCAAUGCCAAUGGAACUCUCUCCUUUGAGCAAUUCAAAGAUACCAUGCUCUCCGAAGAAGACAUGGAUGGAUCCAACUACAUGCACAGCUCCUUUCGCAUGCACGACGAAGGUGGCAGGAAACGACUCGAUUCCAGUGAUGACCUGCCCGAAACGGUCGUGGAAGUCGACGAAUCCAUGCCGGACGAAAGUGCACACACGCAAAAGACUGGGACUACAGCUGGUGAAACACCCGUCCCAGAAGAAGAAACUCCGGCGCCCGAAGAACCUGCCAAAGAAGAGGAAACUGCUCCUGCAGCAGCAGAAGAAGAAGCCAAAGGCGAAGAAGAGGAGGAGACGACAACCAAAAAAGAAAUGCCAUCCACCGAGGAAGCCCCACCUGCCAGCGCAGAUGGAAAAAUGUCGAUUGAGAGGCUACGAUUUGUGUACAUGUGGUACAUGCGUUUUGGUCACCCCGAUCGCGCCACCAUGAUCCGUAAAGCCUCCAAGAUGGGCGACGGGUGCCCCAUUAGCAAAGAAGAGAUCAUGUCGUUGCCGUGGAAGUGUGGAGGUGCUUUUAUCGCCGUCAAGGACAUUAAUGCCGCCAAUGCAUCCAACGUCGACGCCGGGUCCGGUGACAUUACCAACAAGCGAUCCAGUUUGAAAGAUGAUGCCAAAGCCUCCGCCGAAGCAGCAGCAGCCGUCGAAGAUGACAAAAAAGAACCCGAGCCCACGCCGGAGCCAACACCCGUCACACCCGAACCUGUCGAUGCCAAGGCUCCUGAAGUCAAGCCAGAGCCCGCUGCACCAGCACCGGUUGAGGCAAAGGCAGAGGAAACCAAACCGGCGUUCAUGAUGCCAUCCCAAGUCAAGGCAGCCAACAAAAACAAAGUGGCUUCUUUGGCCAGCAGAUUUGGGGGAGCCGCUCCCACGCCAGUACGAACGGCUUCGAACAAAAAUCCUCUGAAAGUAUCCAGCGUCCUGGCGGGAGGGGCCAAUGACGGCUUCACGACGGAAUUGAAGAUAGACUCUAUUCACUCCGAAUCCGGCAAAGCAGAGACAGUCAAAAACACCCGACAAGCUGCAUCUCGAAGGGAUGUAACCAUCUUUGGCCCCACCAAGAAGGCGCCCGAUUUCGAUUGGAAUUCUCUGGAAAACAAGACACUCAAGAUUGCUUCCGUGGAAGAGCGAAAGAAUAUCAAACCUGACUUCAACUGGACGUGCAUUGCAAGGGCUGACAUGGGCACCGACGAAAGCAACAAGGAAAAUGGUGACAGCGAUGGACUCGACAUGAGCAAGGAGAGCCACGAAGAAGUGGGCAUGGACAACAGCAAGGACGAAAGCGAGGCCACCAACCAAGAUGAGAGCCGCGAUACCCUUGACAUGUCGUUGCCUCAUCCUAAUGACAUGCAUGACAAUAGCGAAAUGAGCUCGUCGCCUGGCAACGACCGUAUGUCUGCUUCAGAGCCUGGGACAAGCCAGAGGAGAAGGUCCAGCAACAUCUACACGCCCGGCGCAAAAUCGGCAGAUUCGCAGAAAAUGAAAUUCCCCAAAAACAACCGACGCGGUUCUACUGGCAUGCCGCCGAAGAAGCGCACAGACAAGAGCGGAAAGCGCAGGAUUUCAACGAGGGACUAA